Molecule: messenger RNA, 1748 nt
Organism: Macrobrachium nipponense
Lineage: Eukaryota; Metazoa; Arthropoda; Malacostraca; Decapoda; Palaemonidae
Exons: 10
Coding region: 219-1541 (440 amino acids)
Source: RefSeq, a predicted model, not a curated record
CAGUUAGGAGCCGUCGCAAGCACACUCCUCCUCCUACCUGCCUGCAUCUCCCACUCGGCGGAAAUCGCACCUUUGCUUUGGUGACCUCUGCAACUCUUGCUCGUCCCCGCUGCGCCCACCAAACUCUGAAGAGCCUUCCUUCCUCUCCCCCGCAGGACAAGAGGUCUGGACUUGCAGUGAUUAAAGGAGUUUCGUGACCGUCUUCGGAUUUAACCGAAAUGUCAAAGUUAUCCCUGUUCUUCAUCAUAUUUGCUGGAUGUUUAUCAGCUCGUGUAUAUAUGGAAGCUACUUAUGGAGAGACGCAGUCAAAUUUUCAUAGAGACAAGCGGCAGUUUUCAAAAAAGGAUUCUUUCAAGAUAAGGCGGCUGUCCCGUCACUACUUUGAAGAAAAUAACGAGCCGAUACAAGAUGGCUGUCAGAGGGACGAGGCACGUUACAUCGGCGAUGGCCAGUGCUACAAACUCCUGACGAAGGGCCCUUGCGCCAUUGACGAGUUCCUCGUUCUAAGUCGCAGGAACAACAGCGGUGUGUGUGAAGCUAGACUCUGUCUACCCGACAGAAUCUUCAUCCCUGAUUACCAGUUAUGCUUCGACUUUCGGGAUCCAAGUCUCUGCCCUUCUGGGCGUGAACCACGCGUCGACCCUUACGGAUACCCAGUGUGCCAAUGCAAAUUUGGUACCUUUGAUGUUCUGGGAGACGGGAAUCACCUCGAGGACAAUUCCUGCGCCCCCAUUCUAUCAAGGACGUCCACUUGUUCCGAUGGAAAGGUACUUUGGUCCAAAGGUCAGGGGGAAGGUCUAGAAUGUUUAUCAGACCCCUGCCAAGGCGACAACCUCAGAAGAGGACAUUACGAUAAGCCUCUUGUUCCUCUUCCAGAUGGUAGAUGCUUUCCAUUAGGAUCUGAUAACAUUUGCCCUCCCAUGACGUGGUAUUCCCUUGCAUUAGAGACGAUGCGGGGUGUGUGUGCAAGCCUCGAGGACUCGGGUUAUGAAAUCUUCGACCAGAAAACUUAUUCCGCUCUCAUCCAGACUUUCGGGCUUCCGAUCUCGAGGGAGUUUUUCCGUGCUGAUUUCGUCAAUGACGGCCGUGAACACUAUAUUUCCGUAGAUGACCAUUCAUCGUCCCUCUCUUAUGGUUUAGAAGCACACGUUGGGAAUCUUGACGGUGAUGGUAAAAAAUCCGCAGGAUUGUAUGGUCUAAGUGAAAAUCGUAAAUCUCAGACGUUGACGACUGCCAGUAGCCAUAAUUCUCUUGUCCAGACUGGUAGCUCAUCUAGGAGCAUACCGUUAUUUAACGCUUCUGCCGACCAUGGAUUUGAAGAAUACCUCAACAGAGUGAGCUACCUUAUCCGGAACGGUCCCCACAACCGAGGCCAGCGUCAAUCGAUCCUAAUAGCAACGGCAAACGGUAUACUUGGAUGUGAAGCGGCUGGAGUAGCAGGAAAGUGCAAAGAUAAAAUAGGUGCUCCAAACUCACAUCAUUCUCCACCAACACAACCACAUGCUUGCGAAGCGUCAAGAAGAUGCUCACGGCGAAGCUAAGAAUCUUCGCAGAGGAAGAAUUCUGGAUACUAUCAUGUGUGAUCAUCGUGUUACUUUAAACUCAAAGUCUGUUGAUUUAUGUUUGUUUUCUUGAAACGUUAGUAGGUUAGGCGGAGCUUCUUAGUCGCGCUUUUAUUUGUUAGAUGAAAGGAAUCAUUUCGUACUAAUUUCAAUAGCUUAACUUCAUUUUCGAUAUAUAUAUAUAUA